Molecule: messenger RNA, 2654 nt
Organism: Aptenodytes forsteri (emperor penguin)
Lineage: Eukaryota; Metazoa; Chordata; Aves; Sphenisciformes; Spheniscidae
Product: tumor necrosis factor receptor superfamily member 10B
Exons: 10
Coding region: 1-1212 (403 amino acids)
Biological process (GO): positive regulation of apoptotic process; TRAIL-activated apoptotic signaling pathway
Cellular component (GO): plasma membrane; cell surface
Molecular function (GO): protein binding
Source: RefSeq, a predicted model, not a curated record
AUGGUGCGGUUCCUCGGUGGUGGCAGGAGCGAGAGGAGGUUUGGCAGAGAAGCCUGCGCCGGGCCAGCCCUCCCUGUCGUCAUCGUCGUCGUCGUCGCCGUCGUCGAGGCUGGUUUGGGAACUGCUGCAGCACUGGGUAGGAGGGACAAGUUGGAUCCCUUGGACCCAAGCAGGGGAGGGGAAGAGUUUUACCAAGUCCAAGACAGUCAUCUCUAUUGCAAGAAGUGCCCCGCAGGCACCUACGUUGCAGACCACUGUAAAGAGCAAAAUGGCUCCAGCAAGUGUUUGCCGUGUAAAGAAGAUGAAUACAUCGAAUACCCAAAUGAUUUUACCAAGUGCCUUGGCUGCCGGACGUGUAGGGAAGAUCAGGUGGAGCUGAGUCCCUGCCGAGCCGUCAGCGACACGCAGUGCGCCUGCAGGAACGGCACCUUCUGCUCCCCGGACCACCCCUGCGAGAUGUGCCAGAAGUGCCGGCCCCGGUGUCCCGAGAACGAAGUGGAGCUGGCUCCCUGCACGCCGCACAGCGACCGCCAGUGUGGUCCUCCCACCGGCACCUUCUCCAGCUCCUCUAACAACUUGCUCGUGAUCAUCCUAGCGCUGGUAGUUGCGGUGGUAGUUCUGGCUCUGCUUGUAUUCUGCUUCUGGAAGGGCUACUGUUGCUGUUCCCCAGGAGACAGGAGAGACCUGAGCAGGAAGCCCUACAACGUGGUGGACUACAUGAUGCAGCAGGUGACGAGGUACCGGAGUGGGGGCGUAGGGACACAGGACAACAUCCGCAACGAGCAGUUCUCCCGGGAUCAGCUGCUCCCCACGACUCCCAGCGCUCCGGGGCCAGAGGUGGUGGUGCCGAGGACGUCGUAUCCCAAUGUGAAACCCAGGAGGAAUCUGGUUCCAGUGCAAGGAAAAGACCCUGUUACCCUUUUGCGACGCUCUUUUGACAUCUUCGCCCAAGACGUGCCCUGCAAGGACUGGAAAAGAUUCGGCCGAGCCCUUGAUCUGCUGGAGAACGACAUUGCCCUUGCGGAGAUGAACGACAAGUAUUCGCUGGAGCCCUUCUUCCAGAUGCUCAACACGUGGCAGAACAGAGAAGGGAUGAACGCCUCCGUGAACACACUGCUGGAGACCCUGCACCAGAUCAAUCUCGGAGGGAUUGCAGAGGACAUCUCCUCCAAGCUGGUCCAGCAGGGAUCUUUCCAAUAUGAAGUGAGCUGAGGAGCAGGGCAGGCCCUGCAUCUCGCCGCUUCAAACUAAAAUCGUAAAUACCUCCAAGAACACUUGUUUUAGAAACUUGAGUUUUACCUUCUUAUAGCUCUCCUGUAACUCUCUCCUUUUCUGAAGCCAUUGUACAGUUCAGCUGAGCCCAGUGGAGUUGAACCUCUUACGAAGUACAAGCCUUGUGGUCCUCCCUGCCGAAGCUACAGGCUCGAUGUCGGUGCUUCCUUAUGAAAUCCAAGCUGGUGUCUUGAUUUCACUGGGUCAAUGCAAAGAGCCUAAAACCAUUGCAAGCUGCCUCUGGGACUGUCUCUCUUGGAAGCACUGGUACUAUACGGAUGUCUUCAGGAUCAGUGCAGAGAAGGGCCUUUGCAGGGCAUCCCUGUGUUUUUUAACAGGAUCAUGCUUUUUUGGGGGGUUCCUGGCAUCAUGCAAUGGCUUCUGCUUGUAGAACAUCUCUAAGCUGGCCAGCAAGCUUAAUAAUGUAUGCUUGGUGGGCAAGCGUUAACGGGGUUCUUGGGUUACUUUCUCAAAGCUGCUGACUGAAUUGCGUUUUAGCUGUUAGUAGUUCUGCUUGCUAUUAGGCAUCAGUUUGAAACUGGACUUUGAGGGCAGGGUGGGAAUGAUUUACUUGCGCUGUGAUCACUGGGGUUGCCUAAAAAAAGGGUCAGUGCAGGGAGCGAGUGAGCUCCUCCUUGGAUCAGGAUGGGGAACGUGGGCAGCAAACUAUUGGUGUGCCGGAAACUUCCUUCUCCAUGACCUUGGUCAAGUCGGUUAGUUCCCGUUCCCUUGGCCGUGGGAUGGCUUUGCUGUCCCUGUCUGUCUCCAGCCAGCAUGGAAAGGUGAAUGCACUGAGGUCCGAGCAUGACUGUGGGUACCCGCCAUCCAUCCUCCAGCUGGAUGGGUUGCUCCUCGAACACUUUGCCCCUUGCUCUGGCUCUCACAUAUAGCUCAGGGACAACUUGGCUGGAAAAAUUACUGUGUUACUUGAGCUGGCUACAUGUGCUGCCACCCCGGUACAGCCCAGCCCACCAGGACCUUCCCCAGCACGGUGGGAGAGUGCGAGGAGCAUCGCCAGCCCCUCUCUGCAGCCAGGGCUGCCCUGUGCUGCAAAGCGCCGGUCCCUCCCGCUGCUCUCCCUUCUGCCCUCUCCUCACUUAACACAAGCAGAAAGUUUAUAUUUAUGUAUUUAUUUAGUAAUUGUAAACGUGUACAUAUAUUAACUUAAAAGCUAAUAUAAAAAUAGUAUUGUUUUUUUACUAUGCAUGACUGUGUGUUUUUAUACAGAGCUCUGGCCCAGCCAGUUUGCUAUUUUCAGUUUUUACAUCUCUUUAUGAAGGAAGAAUAAACUUUUAAAAAAUCCUCCUGAUUUCUCAUCUUUCCCCCCCCCCGCCCUUGCUCUGCCAUAACGCUGGCGAUGGUCUGUUCUAGGUUUCAGUGGG